Molecule: messenger RNA, 531 nt
Organism: Naumovozyma dairenensis CBS 421
Lineage: Eukaryota; Fungi; Ascomycota; Saccharomycetes; Saccharomycetales; Saccharomycetaceae
Gene: RPL6A
Product: 60S ribosomal protein eL6
Exons: 2
Coding region: 1-531 (176 amino acids)
Biological process (GO): ribosomal large subunit assembly; cytoplasmic translation
Cellular component (GO): ribosome; cytosolic large ribosomal subunit
Molecular function (GO): RNA binding; structural constituent of ribosome
Source: RefSeq, a predicted model, not a curated record
AUGAGUGCCCAAAAAGCUCCAAAGUGGUAUCCAUCUGAAGACGUUGCUACUGCCAAGAAGACCAGAAAGGCUUCUCGUCCACAAAAGUUACGUGCUUCUCUUGUCCCAGGUACAGUUUUGAUUUUAUUAGCAGGUCGUUUCAGAGGUAAGAGAGUUGUCUACUUGAAGCACUUGGAAGACAACACUUUGUUAGUCUCUGGUCCAUUCAAAGUCAAUGGUGUUCCAUUAAGAAGAGUUAACGCUCGUUACGUCAUUGCUACCUCUACCAACGUUUCUGUUGAAGGUGUCAAUGUCGAAAAAUUCAACGUUGAAUACUUUACUAAGGAAAAGUUAUCCAAGAAGGAAAAGAAGGAAGCUAACUUAUUCCCAGAACAACAAAAUAGAGAAGUUUCCGCUACCCGUGUCGAAGACCAAAAGUCUGUGGACAAAGCUUUGUUGGCUGAAAUCAAGAAGACACCAUUAUUAAAGCAAUAUUUGGCCUCUUCUUUCUCUUUGAAGAACGGUGACAAGCCACAUUUGUUGAAAUUUUAA